This is a messenger RNA of Vespula vulgaris, 2075 nucleotides long. Its product is annotated as TBC1 domain family member 20. The record is from RefSeq and is a predicted model, not a curated record. The transcript has 5 exons. Gene Ontology annotation, biological process: positive regulation of GTPase activity; endoplasmic reticulum to Golgi vesicle-mediated transport. NCBI's taxonomy places the organism in Eukaryota, Metazoa, Arthropoda, Insecta, Hymenoptera, Vespidae. The coding region runs from base 342 to 1703 and encodes 453 amino acids. Gene Ontology annotation, cellular component: endoplasmic reticulum membrane. Gene Ontology annotation, molecular function: GTPase activator activity.
UAAGCCUAAGUCAUAGUCCAAUUUAUCCAAUAAAAACAUAAUGGAUUUAUGACGUUUCUUCUCUGUGUUGUAAACGGUACCAUAUUAUAGAAACGAUAUCGUGCCGUAUAGAAAUAUGGUUGAUUCGAAACAGUUGGAUGGCCAAUAAUUGUCAAUACCGUCCACCACCGAACGGAAAUUCUACAGGGGAUACAAUAAAUUAAGAUAUCCCUCAAAAUCUAUAAUAUCAUGGAGCAUAGUAAAAGCACGUAAUGUUUUUACUAUGAUUUCUUGUAGAAAUCGUAUAUAAGACGGAAACGAAAGAGGAGGAGGAGUUAACCGUACUAUCAGUAACGUCAAAGAUGUCGGGUGCUAUCGAGAGACAUAACCAAAAAGUAAGACGAAGAAACGUCAUCGAUACAGUGAAUCUUUCUCAAGAUCAUAAAAAUGACUCAAAUUUCGUGGCCGAACGUAUCCCACUCGUGUUAUUAUCAGACUCGACUGAAGCUUGGUACGAUGGUAUUAUACCAAGAAUACCUGAUAUAGCGGAUUUGACACCGUCCGGUAAACAGAAUGGAGUGCUCGGUCAAGAUAGUGAUUCCUUCGUGGAUAAUUCUUGUGUUGGUGUAGAAGGAUCGAUGAACCAAGAGCGUAUGAAAAUAAGUGUUAUACGAGAUACUAUCACGAAGCUGGAUUUAUCAUUGGGAGACUUUAAACUACUUGGAUCCAGUAACGAAGGAUUUGUCACUGAUGGUAUACGAAGGGUACUUUGGCCAAAGAUACUAAGAUUGUCCAUGGAUGAAAUUGUACCUGUAGAAGGACUAGAAACAAUAUAUACUAAAAUUCCUAAUGAAGUUUAUCAACAAAUAUUAAAAGAUGUAGCACGAAGUGGAAGUCAUAUUUCUCCAACUGCGACGGAAGAAGAGACCGAACAUUUCCAGGACCAAUUAACGCAGAUUAUUUGUUGGGUUCUUCACAGGCAUCCUGAAUUAAAUUACUACCAGGGCUAUAAUGAUGUAGCUGCAACUAUUUUACUUGUUAUGGGUCUACAAGAAGGUUUAUAUGUACUUGAAAGUAUUUCUAUGGAGUUUCUUGAAAGAUUUAUGGAAAAAACAAUGGAGAAAGUUAAUCAGGAACUCUUCUACAUCUUUGCACUGUUAGAACGUGUUCAUCCUACUCUUCUUGAACAUCUAGAAAAUGUAGAAUUGUUUCCUCAUUUUGCACUAGCUGAAUAUACGACAUGGUAUGCGCACAAAUAUGCAGAAAACAGGAAAUUAUUGCAUAGAUUAUACGAUUAUUUUCUUAGCAGUCCACCUUUAAUGCCACUUUAUCUUAGUUCUGUAAUUGUAGCACAUCGGGCUACAGAAAUAUUUAAUACCACGCCUGAUAUGGGACAUACUCACAAAGUUUUAUGUACACUACCUGAUGAUUUGCCUUUUGAAACACUUCUUAUUGAUGCAAAGAAUUUGUAUCAUCAGUAUCCCCCAGAAUCAAUCAAUAAGGAUGUAAAAGAUUACGAUUGUAAGAGACGUUGCAAGGAGCAAGAAUGGAAAGCAAAAGCAGAAGCAAGUCGCCAGGAAAGAGAAAGACAACGUCGACUUAAAAUUGUUAAAGCAGCUCCAAGAAUACCUUAUCGCAUUAGAAGUUACAAAACUAUAACUGUUGUAACAAUUUUAGCUCUUGGACUGUACGCAUUUCUGAAAUCUACAUCAAGUCUUAACUGACAUUAAAUGUAUUUUCCCCAUCCGAAAUUAAAAUUUAUAUAUGGUUUAUAAAUGAAAAUUACUGAUUCUGUAGUAAAUGAUAAUUGGUGUGAAUAUUGGUAAAGCUUGAGCAAAAUUACCCUAUAAAAAGAAAAACAAAAAACGAUUAAAAUUGUAAGCAUUCCUAAGCUGCCUUUAUGCUGUGUUCUUUGAAGGCGCUGACCAGAACUUUCUAUGCACACGUUAUAAAAGUCAUUCGUAAGUAAGUAGGUGCCUUUAGAAGAUAGUAAACAAUUCUUUUAAAAAUACGACAAAUUGUUAAGAAAUAAUGAACAUACGACUGUGCAAUAAAACGUAUUGUAUAAUGUAAAGUGUGUGAUAUAAUGUAUAAAU